CACGCGCAUUGAUCCACUUCCUUUUUGCGUGAUCUUUUGUUUUUUGAAAUUUGUAGAAUUCUAUGGAUUUUAACAGAUAAAAGAAGGAUUGAAUAAAAGAAUAAAGGCUGGCACCAAGAUGUCGAGCCAAAAUCGAGAAACAAAGUACCCAGGUAUUACUAGCCCUCUGUCCCUGGCAGAACCAAAAGAAUUUGACCUGCAGCUCACAGAGAAACUCGUAGAGACAUUAAAACCUUUCAAUGUUUUUGAGAGUGAGGCCGAGCUUGCACAUCGGAUGAAUGUAUUGAGUAAGAUCAACACGUUGGUCAAACAGUGGAUCAAGGACGUUUGUUAUAAAAAGAAUAUGCCAGCAACCAUAGCAGAAUCAGUAGGAGGCAAGGUGUUCACAUUUGGCUCAUACAGGCUAGGGGUACAUACAAAAGGAGCUGAUAUAGAUACCCUAUGUGUCGCCCCCAGGAAUGUUGACCGAAGUGACUUCUUUACAACAUUCUAUGAACUCUUGAAACAGCAAAAGGAGACCAAGGAUCUUAGGGCAGUUGAAGAAGCUUAUGUUCCAGUAAUAAAGAUGGAGUUUGACGGCAUUGAGUUGGAUAUGUUGUUUGCUAGACUUGCCCUCCAAGUUGUACCAGAGAACCAAGAGCUCUCCACACAAUCUAUACUGAAGAAUCUGGACCAGAAAUGUGUACGCAGUCUCAAUGGAUGCAGGGUAACAGAUGAAAUCCUAAGGAUGGUUCCUAACAUAGACAACUUCAGAAUGACACUUAGGGCAAUCAAACUAUGGGCUAAAAAAAAAGGUAUAUAUUCAAAUGCGCUAGGUUUCCUUGGAGGUGUAUCAUGGGCCAUGUUGGUAGCUCGUGUAUGCCAACUCUAUCCUAAUGCAGCUCCUAGCACUUUACUCAACAAGUUCUUCUUAGUUUAUACAAAAUGGGACUGGCCUAACCCUGUGUUGUUGAAGCAACCUGAAGAAGGCAAGCUUGGCUUCCCAGAGUGGGACCCUAGGAUCAACCCUGCAGACAGGUACCACCUUAUGCCAAUCAUAACUCCAGCCUACCCUCAACAAAACUCCACAUUCAAUGUGACCCUCUCUACUCGUACAAUCAUGAUGGAUGAGCUGCAAGCAGGUUUAGACACAACUAAUGCAAUCCUAGAAGGAAAAGAGGAAUGGGUGAAACUAUUUGAAGAUUCCAAUUUCUUUCAAAAAUACAAACAUUAUAUAGUUGUAAUAGUGAAGAGUGGUACAGAGGAGCAUCAUUUAGAGUGGAGUGGCCUGGUGGAGUCAAAGCUGCGUAUCUUAGUGGGAAACCUGGAGCGCAAUUCUUACAUACAAUUAGCCCAUAUUAAACCUACCUCUUAUGGAAAAAUAGACAGCGAUAAGGACAACCAUAUAACAAAGUGGUUUGUAGGUUUACUCUUCAACAAAACCAACAAUAUGAACUUAGAUCUAACAUAUGAUAUCCAGUCCUUCUCAGACACUGUGUACAGGCAAGCUAUCAACAUCAAAAUGUAUGAGGAAGAUAUGAAAAUUGAGAUUAAACAUGUAAAAAGGAAAGAACUAGAUGCCUACCUACCACAGAGUGUUUUGAAAAAGCAGAACAUAAAAACCUCAAAGAAAAGCAUAGAGACUAUCAAAUUAUCUGACUCACCUAUAGUGACCACCACUCUCCAGACAACAGUAGAUCUAACAAAUGAUACCCCAAGUAGUGUUCCUGUAGACAUUAGUGGUACAGAAUCCAUGGAAGAGUCCCAGAGGUCCAAACCCAGUGAAAGUGAGAGUGUUAAUAGUGACAUCAGUGUUGUGUCUAUGAAAGAGGAGGCCAAUGAUCCUAAUGUUAAUGGAGAAACUAAAGCUAGUGCAAUCCCACAGACUGAUGUGCUACUUGUGCCAAAGAGACCUCAUUCCCCUUCAGUACAUCACCAUGGAACACCACCAAAGUUUCCCAGAAUCAAUGAUGAAGAAGAGGGCUCCAGUUCUCCCAUGCAGAUUGAAGACAGUAUGGGACAUAAACUUCCAAUAUCUCCAACAGGGCCAACUACUGAGAGAUUUUCUCCAAUAGCUGAGGAGUCUGGUCCAGUUCAAGCCCCAGCCAAUAUAAGCACAGAGAAAACCGUUAUAAAAUCACAAGUGGAAUUGAAAUGAAGGAUUGAAGCAGAGCAAAGGGAUUGGUGUGAAUAUGAUGACUAACCUAGCAAUGUGCUGGUUUAUGUCAGUAAAAAAA
Molecule: messenger RNA, 2216 nt
Organism: Owenia fusiformis
Lineage: Eukaryota; Metazoa; Annelida; Polychaeta; Sabellida; Oweniidae
Source: the annotation of a GenBank genome assembly